Pseudozyma hubeiensis SY62 is the source of this 1821-nucleotide messenger RNA. RefSeq lists its product as hypothetical. Gene Ontology annotation, cellular component: nucleus. Gene Ontology annotation, biological process: proteasome localization; nuclear protein quality control by the ubiquitin-proteasome system. NCBI's taxonomy places the organism in Eukaryota, Fungi, Basidiomycota, Ustilaginomycetes, Ustilaginales, Ustilaginaceae. The record is from RefSeq and is a predicted model, not a curated record. The transcript has 2 exons. The coding region runs from base 1 to 1821 and encodes 606 amino acids.
AUGCACACGAAUCACAUGGCUGAGCGUCGAUCCGUACUUCUUUGCACACUUCCUCUACGCCAAACACAGACGCUGCCGGAGCGCAACCUCUCUUCGUUGGUGACGACCGCCUUGCCUCUGACAACAACUUUACCGACCAGUCAUCGGCCCAUCCGAACCCAUCGGACCCGGACCAGCGCGAGACUGGCGAGACGGUCGACCAAGGAGGCUACGGUCGAUCUGCUUCCGGUGGUGAUCAGUUCUCCAAGGAAAACCAGACAGGUCAAGGUUUCUCUUCGACGCAAGAGUCGAGCCAACCCCAACCACCAGAUCCCCUUCAACAGCGCUCCAGUUCAUCAUGCACCCAGCCCACUAGGUUUCGGAUUCGGCUUUGGCUCUUCUUUCGGUGGGAACAAUGUUGGAGUCAGCUCUCCAGCGUCCACCUCAGCAUCGCCCAUGUUUGGCUUUGGAUCUGCAUCCGCAUCCACCUCUGCACAGCCGCCUGCCUCGAGCCCUUCGAGACGCUCGGAUGCGAAACGACGCCGCGACGUUGAUGAAGACGAUGAGUUAGACGACGAGGAUGAGGACAUGACACAUCCUCAGCGCUCUCGACUCGGAUCCGAUCCUUUUGCUCCUUCUCACGAGCAGAAACGUGUCGUGCUACCAAAGAGGAUACGUGCAGGGCUAGGAUUUGGUCUCAUCAACAGCGAAGCCCCACAAGCAUCAGCAUCAGCAUCAGCGUCAACAGCAUCGUCAUUCACAGCAUCGCCCUUGGCAAAUCCACACGUCGGCUCUCUCUACAGUCCAUCUCACUCACCAUACAAGCGACCUGCACUUGGCCUCGCUCACCGUGUGGGCAUGUCCGGAAUCGAUGUAGACAUCGGCAAGACGCUAGCAUCCAUGGACAAACCUUCGCUGCUCUCGAUGCUGUCGUCUCUACUUCUGCAGUCCAAGGACGCCACACUGCCCGCACAGAUCCUGUCACUGCUUCCGACGCCUUCUCUUGACUCGGUCGAGGGGUCAUUGGAUGAGCUCGAAAAGACUAUCCGCUCCGCGAUACCCUUCGUCGCCGAUGGAAGCUCGGCACGACACGAGUACACUUGGUCCAGGGUGCGUGCACCCGUCGCUGCCUUUGUAGAUGCUGCACUCGGAUACUUGCCCUUCUUUGUCACGGAGCUCGACUCGGAUCGAGAGCAGCGUCUUCGUGAGCGAGAUCCGAGAUUGCAAGCGGAUAGAGAAGAGGUGCACCCUGCGACCACCUUUACCUUUUUGCUGAUGAUUACCAGCCGGAUCCUCCGGAUCGAGGCGCUCCUUCCUUCGGUCACAAAGAGUAGCCUCGCCUUCAACCUGUUCACGGCUUCGACCCAAUUCGGAUUCGGUGGAGCUGCCGGCUCUGCACCGACGACUCCCACCAAGGCAAGCAACCUCGGCGCAGCCGAUGCCUACGGCAAGCAUAGCAACCUCGCGUACAUGCUCGGAACAGAUUUCGCAUCGCCUUCAUCACCGGAUGCGCUUAUGACGGUCCUCAUGCCAGCCAUUCUGAAGCAAUGGACGACGCUGCUGCAUCGACUCGACAAAGCUGUCAAUGUCGAUGGUAGGAUGUUUUCGCAGGAAGUGGUGCUCAACUGGGCGCGAGGUCUGGAGAUCACCUGCACACCAGCGGGCAAGAAGGACGAUCAGAAGCAGGAAGAGGUACUCAUCAGAAAGGCCAUGGACGAAGUGAGGAAUCGCUUGGAGAGGGAUCUGGCAUGGCUGGUGGGUGGGACGCAGUAUCAUGCGGUCGGUAAGAGGGAGAAGCGCGCGAGGGGGAGCAGUAUGAGUGAUGGCGAGGAGGAAUUGUGA